This is a messenger RNA of Paramecium tetraurelia, 1815 nucleotides long. RefSeq lists its product as uncharacterized. The transcript has 4 exons. The record is from RefSeq and is a predicted model, not a curated record. NCBI's taxonomy places the organism in Eukaryota, Ciliophora, Oligohymenophorea, Peniculida, Parameciidae.
AUGAUACAAUAAGAGGUUUUAAAUGAAAUAUUUGUUCCCAAUCAAUUAGCUUAGGUCUUGGAAACUGUGGCUUAGAGCAACAAAAAUGGCAACUUAGAAUUAGAUUACUUUGGUGUUAAGGUGAGAGAAGGGAAGUAUGAAAAUAUAGCUACUCUCAAUAAGAAGAAAUAAUAAAAAAUAAAACAAUAGUAAUAACAAUAAUCUCAAUAAUAAGCCUAAACUUAGUAGUAGACAGCUGAUUAUGUAGAACAAGAUGAUAUCGAUGAUAAAUAUGCCAAAUAAAUUUAGUUUGAUGAUGAUGAAAAUCUGGAUAUGGAUUAAAUUUAACAACAAUAAUAAUUCCAAGAUACUCAGGCUUAUAACAUCAAUGAAAAUAUUGAAUUUUAUUUGACAUCUGAAUACAAGACUCUGAGAUUCAAUGAUAGGAAAGCACUCUCAUGUUUGGUGGGUAUCAAAGCUAAAGAAGUGCAUUAGCCUUAAGUUCCUUAAUAGAUAGAAGGAGAUGCAUAAAACCAAUUUAACAUGGAUUAAUAGCAACAUUCAAAAGUGGGAGUGGAUUUACUGUGUGUAAUUGAUAGAAGUGGCAGUAUGAGUGGAGAGAAGAUAGAGAUGGUAAAAUAAACCUUGAACAUCUUGUUAAAUUUCUUGGGACCUAAGGAUCGAUUGUGUUUAAUAUAAUUUGAUGACACUUGUUAGCGAUUGACUAAUUUGAGAAGAGUGACUGAUGAGAACAAAACGUAUUAUUCAGAUAUCAUUUCAAAAAUAUAUGCAAAUGGUGGUACAGUAAUUGGUUUAGGUACUCAAAUGGCCUUAAAACAAAUUAAAUACCGAAAGAGUGUUAAUAAUGUGACUGCAAUUUUCGUAUUGUCUGAUGGAUAGGAUGAGGCUGCAAUUUCCUCACUUUAAAAGCAACUAGCCUAUUAUAAAUAAACUCUUACAAUCCACUCCUUUGGUUUUGGUAGUGAUCAUGAUGCUAAAUUAAUGACUAAAAUCUCUAAUUUGGGUAAGGGUAGUUUCUACUUUGUUAACAAUAUAUCUCUGCUUGAUGAGUUUUUCGUUGAUGCAUUAGGUGCUCUGACUUCAAUGGUGGUAACCGAUAUUAGUAUAAAUUUGGAAAACAUAAUGCAAAAUCCUUAUGAUGCUAUAUCUUUAUCUAAAUUCUAUGGUUAAGAAAAACUGAACUAUCAGAAUAAAACUAUACAUUUGAAGAUUCCUUAUCUUGCUGAAGGAUAGAGAAGAGAUUUUGUUUUUUAACUCAACAUCCCUUAUAUCAAUAACAAUGUGCAAUCAGAAAAUGUGGUUAUGUUCAAAGCAUCAGCUCGAAUUACCAGUUCCCAAACCAGAGAGACUAUCGAGAAAUAAGCUGAAUUGGUUAUAAGAUUCGUUGAUGAAAGUUAACUUAUCAAUGAAGAAUAAGAUUAUUUUGUCACUGAAUAAGUUUUCAGAGUUGAAUCAGCUGAGGUUAUCAAGGAUGCUCUUCACAAGUGUCAAAAUAGAUAAAAUUAGUAAGCCAUAAAUUUGAUUGGCAAUCUGAUUUCUAAAGUGUAGGAAAAUCCAUAGUUGACUGAGAAAGUGAAGAACAUUGUGGCUGAUCUUGAACAAGUCAAAUAGGCAGCCAGACAAGAGUAUUUCAAUAAAUUUGGAAGUAAAUAAAUGUAUUAGAUCAUUUCAAACAAUUAUAACUAAUAAGGAAUUAAUGCAAAAUUUGAUGCCACUGGAAUUCAAUUGCAAUAGGAGGAACAAUCUUAGUUCUAAAACCAAAAAUAAAUGAUGUGGGUUAAAAAGGUCUAAUAUUAAAAAAAAUGCAAACCAUGA